Micropterus salmoides (largemouth bass) is the source of this 7766-nucleotide messenger RNA. It is a transcript of the gene tjp2a, whose product is annotated as tight junction protein 2a (zona occludens 2). The record is from RefSeq and is a predicted model, not a curated record. NCBI's taxonomy places the organism in Eukaryota, Metazoa, Chordata, Actinopteri, Centrarchiformes, Centrarchidae. Gene Ontology annotation, biological process: positive regulation of blood-brain barrier permeability; cell-cell junction organization; cell-cell adhesion. The transcript has 23 exons. Gene Ontology annotation, cellular component: bicellular tight junction; plasma membrane. Gene Ontology annotation, molecular function: cell adhesion molecule binding. The coding region runs from base 2830 to 6366 and encodes 1178 amino acids.
UGCAAACUGCCAAGUGUUGCGCAGAGAUGGCUGCUGUUGUUGUUGUGAAAAGGCGACCCAGCCGUAAUAAAUGAACACGUAGAGAAAUUAACAAUAUUAGAUGAUAUUAUUCUCUAUCCAAUGUAUAGAAAUACAAUUGUAUUUUAUUUAUGCGAUGAACUAUAUGAAUUGAAUUGGGUUGUUUUGUAUUUUCCUUGAAGCUUUGGCAGUACUGUUGUAUUAACAUUCAUGCCAAUACAGCAAAUUUCAUUUCGACCUAACUUCUCUUCUCCGGGAGAUGGAAGAAUUUAGACAGUUGCAUGGCACUGCGGAGAACCCCCUGCUGCAGUAGUGCAUGGAUCACGUAUAAAAUUCAUCCAGCCAAAGGGAACGAUCACCAACUGUUCACAGUGCGCCGGUCGUAAAGCGACACAACCCAUUGUAGGUAUCGGAGAGGGAAUGGGGUGUUGGGGUGUACAGGGACUGGAGAUCGCUGAGCGACCGGGCACGGUGCGGACGGUCUGUGAUUGUUCCCUCUGGAUGGAUGAAGCACGAUCUGCUGGCAUUUCCUCACGUCUGGGUCCUUCCAGCAUACUGUAGCUGUUUCUGCUGGGAUUUCCAAAGCAGUGUUUCAGGUGUGCUGUCCCAAGUACUUAGUGUAAUCUCAGGCAGGAUGGGCAGGUACAUAUGAUUACCACAUACUCGGGAUGCACUGAAUGAAACAAACAAACAUUUUUAUGCGGUGGCUGCUUUCUUUCCCGACUCUCCAUGGGGUAAACCAUUAAAAAACCCUAAAUACUGCCACCUCAAGUGUGUUUGCUCCUGUUGUCAUCUACGCAGUACUUCUAAGUUGAUCACCCAUAACAGUUACUACAAUUGCACGUGCAAUAUUUUAGAAUGCACACUCAAUUUAGUACUUUCUGAGAUGUUAAUAAAUAAAUCCGGCCCAUAUAUAGUAAUUUGAGAAAUAUAAAACCCUAGUUUUAUUUAACAGAAGCCACGGGUCUCAAGUGUUUAAUGUCAUUUGAACGUAAGCAACUAUAAAAGACCUUUGUCCAAAAAAAAUGCAGUCUAAAUUAAAUCAUGAACUAUGAGAUACUGACACAUUCUCGUUGAUAGUAGUAAUAAUCGCUAUUUACAGGCGUGUUACAUCUUUGUGCCACAUCUCGCCACCAGCCAAGUGGACCAAGUUCUACACUGCUGUUAAUGUGAAACACGUGUACGGCUAUGUGAGCAGAGCAAACCAGUUGAGCUUAGGUAAUCAUGCUGAUGAGCUCAUUGUCUCGUGCUGCGGUUCACUGAAGCCAGAAAAGCAGAUUUAGUGCAAAAAGGUCCUCUGCCGCAGGCGUGUGACCCCCGACUCUCAGCCCCGCCACAGCCAGCUGUCACAUUCUGCUUUGUGCAUGUACUUUUUGGUCUCUUCUACCAUUUGUUAGCGGAGUAGCAUUUUUCACAUCUCUUGCCUUUUUUAAAAUUUUUUAAGAAAAAGUAAAGGUGCACAUGGUAAUCAUAACUUUACCACACAGAACUGACUAGGAUUAACAUUAACAAGUACAGCAAAAUAUAGUUAUAACUUAUUUUAGUAAUUACAACAUACACAAAACAUGUAAAGCACACAAAGCUAAUAAAUAUCUCUGGUAGCAGACAUUGCAAACAGAUGUUAAUGGACAGAAGAUGAACUGGAGCUUUAUGUAAAUAAUGAAUAAUGUUUUCUGUUUGAAUAUAAAUAAAUUUUAACUAUGUUCAAAUAGCCAAUACUCGAAUAAACAGGUGAACUUAUUUUGUUAAUGUGUGUACUGUACGGUCAGAUUACCAGAUGCAAAGUAAAAACAAACAUGGAGGAAAUGAACACAGAGGCUGAGAUUUUAGAGGCACUGUUUGAAUCCUGGCACUGUUUUGGAUUUUACUUUUUAAAUGUCAAAGCAAGGGUUGAUGUGAUAAACGAUGUUUGUUAACUCAAGUGUGGACACAUCUGGAAGAAGAAAUUAGGCUAUCUGUUGCUUUAACUUUCAACCGACUGGAAACAAUCUGACCGAUCAGAGAACCCAGCUAUCAUCCAACUUCAGAGACACACUUUUUAAACAACGUCCUUCUGAAUAACUGAGAGUUACAUUUACCAGCAAUGGAAAAAAUAACCAGAAAUCAUCAAAUACCUGUCAUACUUGAAUAGGAAUUAGAUAUCCCAGUACACACACACGUACACACACGUACACACACACACACACACACACACACACACACUUCCAACUUGUUUCACAUCAUUAAAUCCCAUCAUCCCUCUCCUCAACCGCUGGUGUAAAUAACAUAACAGUGACAGGCUUCCUCGGCUUCACUGUCUGCUGUCAUUUUUAAAAACCUUUCAUACCAGUGUGGUUUCACAUUGGUUGGAAAAACUACAAACCAUCUUUCUGUGUGGAAGAGAAUACUGGCCGGCUUCUCUGGCUCAUAAAACCUUUUGUUUUCAAGGUAAAAACAAGGGUCAGAUCAUGAAAAGCUGACAUUUUAUUUUCCAGUUUAAAAACAAAACGAUUUGAUUCUUAACUUAAUAUUUUAUUAACAGCAAAUAAAUAUUUAAGAUUUUUCUAGCAGAGUGACUGUCUCAGCUACUUUUUUGCCUGUUUGUUUCUCUGCUUGCACUUUCUCCCUCCCUCUGCCUCCACGGCCAUCUGCUAUAGACAGGGGGAAGUGGUGAAUUGUGUGGUGGUGUGUGUGUGUGUGUGUGUGUGUGUGUGUGUGUGGUUUUUUUUUUUUUUUUUUUUAAGUACAGAUGGAAGAGGAUAAAGAGACACGGUUAUCAAAUCUCUGACCUAAUCUCAUCUGGGCAAACUGGAGCAGUGGCAGGAUCCGAAGAUGGGCUUUGGCAUCGCAGUGUCAGGUGGUCGGGAUAACCCCAACGAGGAGAGUGGCGAGGUGUCCAUUGUGGUGUCGGACGUCCUGCAGGGAGGACCGGCUGAUGGCUUGUUGUUUGAGAGUGAUCGAGUGGUGCAGGUGAACGCAAUCCCCAUGGAGGGGGCCACCCACUCCUUUGCUGUCCAGACCCUCAGGAAGUGUGGCAAAGUAGCAAAAAUUACAGUUAAGAGGCCCAGAAAGGUUCCAGUCAAUCUGAUGAAUCGUCCCCCGUCACCUGAUGACAGAGUCUUCAACAACGACUACAAUGAUGAUUACAACUACGAGCCGGAACGCCGCAGUGUGUACAGCGUGCCAGACCACAGCCCAGAGAGGGAACGAGGGAGGGGAGGCUACAUGGAUUCCGGCUACCAAACACGUGAGCGGGAAUAUGACCGCCGGGAACGCGGCAGGAGCACGGAGAGGGACCUGAGCCCGGACCGGCCGUACAGGAGAGACGGCAGCAGAGGUCGCACUUUGGACAGAGAACGCAGCCCGGAUCGGCCCCCAAUGCUCGGACGCGACUACAGCCCAGACAGAAGGUACCGCAGCGAGCGCACGUUAGACCGAGACUACAGUCCAGAUCUGCGGUACCGCAGCGAGCGAGCCCUUGACCGGGAGCACAGCCCAGACAGACGCUACCGCAGUGAGAGAACACUGGACCGCACCAACAGCCCAGACCUGCGGCGCAGACGUGACAGCCACAGCCCGCCUCGAGGCCAACACUCCUUCGAACGAGGACGUGAAUACAUCCCCAGUGACGCCAGGAAGUACGACGAGCCAAUGAAGCGGAGUGGAAGCAGAGACCGUCUGGAACGCUCGCCAUCACCUCCCUCCAUUGCCAUACCUGUGCCCCGCCCUGCCCGGGACCUGGAGCCACUGGAGAAACCCCUGAAUGUACUGCUGCUGAAGAACCGGCCCAAUGAAGAGUAUGGCCUGCGUCUGGGCAGCCAGCUCUUCAUCAAAGAGAUGACCAACACAGGGCUUGCCAACAGAGAUGGGAACUUGCAGGAAGGAGACAUUAUAUUAAAGAUUAACGGUACAGUGACAGAAAACCUGUCUCUCAGCGACGCAGGGAAGCUGAUCGAGAAGUCUCGCGGGAAGCUGCAGCUGGUGGUGCAGAGGGACAGACGGCAGGUGCUGAUCCGAGUCCCCCCGAUGGUCGACAGCGACUCGGAGCUCGAUGAUAUCUCAGAGAUCGAGUCGUACCGCUCCUACUCUCCACAGGAUGACAGGCGGGGCCACCACUCCGACCUCUCCUCCCACUCAUCCAAUGAGAGGCUUAGAGAGAAGCCCAGAGAGGACCCACCCAACAGGCUGGCAAAAAUGGGAGCCAUGCCGACACCAUUCAGAGUUCCCGACCGAGCUGUUGAAGACAUGCCCCCUUUGCAGGCAGAGAGGGAGGAACCGCGCGCAGAAACACCACCAGUACCGGUGGUCACUGUCCCAAAGGUUCGUGCUCCUCCUAAGGUGCCACUGAAGCCGAGCAUAGAGGACCAAGAAGUAUAUGGGCCGAACACAAUGAUGGUGCGUUUCCAAAAAGGUGACAGCGUGGGUCUGAGGCUGGCGGGGGGGAAUGAUGUCGGCAUCUUCAUCGCUGGCGUUCAGGAAGAUAGCGCGGCCGAGCAGGAAGGUCUCGUCACAGGAGAUCAGAUCAUGAAGGUGAACAACAUGGACUUCAGAGGCAUGGUGCGUGAAGAUGCUGUCCUCUACCUCCUAGACAUUCCGAAAGGAGAAGAUGUAACUAUUCUUUCUCAACGGAAACCUGAAGUGUACAAGGACAUUUUAGCAUCUGGCAGAGGCGACUCUUUCUUCAUCAGGACCCACUUUGAGUAUGAGAAGGAGGCUCCUCAAAGUCUUCCUUUCACCAGAGGAGACAUUUUCAAAGUGACAGACACGCUUUAUGAUGGCAAACUAGGCAACUGGCUGGCAAUCCGCUCUGACAAAGACAACCAGCUGUUGGAGAAAGGAAUUAUCCCCAACAAGAGCAGAGCAGAGCAAAUGUCCAACGCCCAGAAUGCUGCUCGGGCAGCAUCAGGCAACGACAGAGGAGACUUCUGGAGGUUGAGAGGUCAAAGGGCCGCAAAGAAGAAAGACAUGCGCAAGAGCAGAGAGGACCUGAGCGCAGCUCCGGUCACAACACGAUUCCCUGCCUACGAGAGAGUGGUGUUACGUGAAGCUGGUUUCAGGAGACCUGUGGUGAUAUUUGGCCCUAUUUCCGAUGCAGUGAAUGAAAAACUGGCCAACGACAUGCCGAACAUGUUUGUCGUCGCCAAAACGGAGCCGAAGGAUGCAGGAAGUGAAAAAUCCUCCGGAGUAGUGAGACUAAACACCAUCAGACAAAUCAUUGAACAGGACCGCCACGCUCUGCUGGACGUGACUCCCAAAGCUGUGGACACUCUGAACUACACCCAGUGGUAUCCCAUUGUCAUCUUUCUGAACCCAGACAGCAAACAAGGCGUCAAGACCAUGAGGAACCGCCUCGUACCCGGCUCUUCCCGCAGUGCACGCAAACUGUAUGAGCAGGCGGUCAAGCUGAGGAAGACCUGCUCACACCUUUUCACUGCGACAAUCAACCUGAACUCUGCCAACGACGCAUGGUACGGCAGCGUGAAAGAUUCCAUUCAGGAGCAGCAGGACAGAGCUGUGUGGGUGUGUGAGGGCAAGUUGGACGGUUCAGAGGAGGACCUGGAUCUCCAUGACGACCGCAUGUCCUACCUAUCAACGAUGAGCGCAGACUACCUGAGCAUGGACAGCCGCCUGAACAGCGACUACGAAGACACAGCGGAUGAGGGCGGGGCUUACACUGACAAUGAGCUGGACGAGCCAUUGGACGAGCUCCAGCCGGUGUCGGCCAUCAGUCGAUCAUCUGAGCCCGUACUGCCAGAUGAGAAACCUCACCCUGAACCCCGGGUUCGUAUAAGAAGGGCAGGGAGCAGGGAGAAGACAAACAGAGAGCCCAGCCCUCCCCCUUCUUUUGUCCCUGAACCCCCAAAGGUGCGGGCUCAGACUCGGACUGAGUCAUCACGCAGCUAUGACUCACACUCCAGCAGCACCAUCAGUAGUGACGCAGCGGGCGGAAACAAGCCGCCUCCCCCUCCUGUGGCCCAGAAGCCCCCCGUCACCCGUCUGAACCAGCCGGAGGAGGAGGACCCCGCCGCAACAUCCUUCCUGGGCAAGAUCAAAGCUUUUGAGAAGAUGGACCACCUGGCCCGAGCUCAGAGACUCCUGGAGCUGCAAGAAGCAGAAAAUGCUCGAUUGGAAAUUGCACAGAAGCAUCCAGACAUCUACGCCGUCCCAGUCAAACUGCCAAAGCCCAACCUCAACCGUCCUCAGCCAAUAGGUUCAAGCUCCAAUCCCGAGCAGCAGGCUCCGUUCAGGCCACCGUACUCCGAGACCAGAGGACACGAGGACGACGAGGCCGAGUACCGCAGACAGCUGGCCGACCAGACCAAGAGAGGGUACUACAAUCCUCAGAAAUACAAAGACACGGAGCUGUAGGUCGGGAAACCAGGACGUGACAUCACCGCUGCACGCGGCUGGAUUCCUCCCGCGUCAUCGCUACAAGCAAACAGCGCUCGCUGCCUUGGUAACGGCUUAGGCAGCUUUACCUCUUUACCUUUUACAUCAAGGUAAACUGUCAGAGCUUUGGUUGUAGUCACAUUCCUGCGAAGAUUUCAGCACUACUUUCAGACACUUUUCAGCACUGCUGUCUCACUACUGUACAUGUUGUACAAAAGCCGUACGCUGAUCCCUGCGACAAUAUUCUUAUGAAGUGUGAGGUUUUAUUUUUCCCCGCUACAUUAACACCUAGCCCCAGUUGUUGUAUCUCGUGUAUAACCAUUGCAUUUGAAAGAGCAAAGCAUGUUUUUCUGAAAGAUAAAUACCCCCACAUCUUUUUUUUUUGUUUGUUUGUUUGUUUGUUUGUGAAUCCACAAAGACUCUUCUAAACAUCUGGAAGAAAACUAUUAUGUCCCCUGCACAAGACAACCGCCAUAUUUCCUUGCUCAUUUUGUAAAAACGUGAUGUUGUGUAUAACAUCAGAACACUAAGGAACAAUACAGACAGCUUCUCAUACAUAUUGACUAAGGACAUAUGACCGGCUACUCCAGCUACCUUUGUUUUGAUUAUGAAGCAAUCACAACUUCUAAGCUCAAAAGCUUAAUCGUGCAGCAGAUUAAAUCUUUUUUUUCACCCAGGUAGUUCGAAGAGUCUUUGAGGAUUCUGGAAAUACCUUCAGAACAUCUGUAUGUGUUGUUAGAUGACCAUUUGGGUUUUUCAAAGAUCACUAGGUAUAUAUUUUUCCUUAAAACUGAUGCUUUACCUCCUACACCAUGCUGCAACCAAAUCUUAGAUACGGUACUGUAGACUGUGUACAGUAUCUAGACUCUGGUUUUACAUCUUAUUACCAAGCUUUUUUUUUUUCCCCAUUCAUUGUUACAGCAGGCAUGUUCAUACAGUAAUGAAGUGUUUCAGUGUGGGUUAUGCACUCUGUCAGCAGCUGCUCUGAUGUAAUAGGUGUUAAACUUCCUCUUCUUAUCACUCUCCUGCCAAGUCUUCUCUGGUUUAUUGUAAGCCUCUACAUUCCUGAUUGGACAUCUGUAUAUACACUACACCGUGUAUUUUUGGUGCAUUCUGGGAAGCGGCAUAUUUUCAAGUGCCUUGUAGCUCAAGGCAUUGAUGAACUUGUUCUUGCAUAUAUGUUUUUUGUAUUAAAUAUACAGUGAACUCAGUUGCGUCUUUGUACAGGGGAGCAUCUGGAAUGUGGUGAUGACAAUCAUGUUUGAUCAGUUUCUUGUCUUUUAGUUUGUGAUUUUUCUCUUUUUUUUUGUUUGUGUUCUCCUUAGUGUUACAGAACAGACACAAUUCAAAUAAAUGAAUCUUUUUUUUUUUACACUGUG